AUGAAGUUCUCCAUCACCGCUGCUGUCCUUGCCUUCGCUGCCACCGUUGUGGCCCUCCCCGGCUCUCCCUCCGCUGGUGAUGGCAACGGCCCUGGCUUUGCCAACGGCAACGGCAACAAGGGCAACAGCGACGUUCGCUUCCCUGUCCCCGAUGACAUCACCGUCGAGCAGGCCGAGGCCAAGUGUGGUGACCAGGCUCAGCUCUCUUGCUGCAACAAGGCCACCUACGCUGGUGACACCACCGACGUUGACAGCGGUAUCCUCGCCGGUACCCUUAGCAACCUGAUCGGCUCUGGCUCUGGCGCCGAGGGUCUUGGUCUCUUCGACGGCUGCUCCAAGCUCGGGGUCCAAGUCCCCAUCAUCGGUAUUCCUAUCCAGGAUCUCGUCAACCAGCAGUGCAAGCAGAACAUUGCUUGCUGCCAGUCGUCUCCUUCCAGCGCCGAUGGCAACCUCAUCGGAAUCGGCCUUCCCUGCAUUGCCCUCGGCUCCAUCAUCUAA
Aspergillus ibericus CBS 121593 is the source of this 498-nucleotide messenger RNA. Its product is annotated as hydrophobin family protein. The record is from RefSeq and is a predicted model, not a curated record. Gene Ontology annotation, molecular function: structural constituent of cell wall. Gene Ontology annotation, cellular component: fungal-type cell wall. NCBI's taxonomy places the organism in Eukaryota, Fungi, Ascomycota, Eurotiomycetes, Eurotiales, Aspergillaceae. The transcript has 3 exons. Bases 1 to 498 code for a protein of 165 amino acids.